Messenger RNA from Phanerochaete carnosa HHB-10118-sp, 2560 nucleotides. RefSeq lists its product as uncharacterized. The record is from RefSeq and is a predicted model, not a curated record. The coding region runs from base 65 to 2239 and encodes 724 amino acids. Lineage: Eukaryota; Fungi; Basidiomycota; Agaricomycetes; Polyporales; Phanerochaetaceae. The transcript is spliced from 4 exons. Gene Ontology annotation, cellular component: TRAPPIII protein complex.
ACUCACACAAUCUCCUUCCAGCUCUCAGCUCUCAGCAUCGGCUACUUCUACUGAACGUCACAAAAUGGAAGGGCCAUCCCAGCUGUUGUCGUUGAAAGUUAUGCGGGUCUCUCGACCUGCACUUGCCGCGGCAUGGACACCCUUUUACUCGAGCUCACCGUCAUUUUCUGCGCACUCUACUGCUUCAGUCAUAUCACUACAGGGCAAGACACCCCUGCCUGGUCACCCCAAGACCCUCCGCGAUUUGACCCACAUCUCAGAGAUGCUCACUCUUCCGUCCGCGUUUGGUGCAAUCCAGCUGGGUGAAACGUUCUCUAGCUGCCUCGUUGUGAACAAUGAAACGUCAGGGGAGAUUGAAACAGUUACGCUCAGAGUAGAGAUGCAGACCGCCACGACUAAGCAAGUUUUGGCCGAAUACGGAGGACCGGACUAUCGACUUGCUCCAGGAGAUGCAAUGGAGAACGUGGUUCAUCAUGAGAUUAAGGAGCUUGGGCAACAUGUCUUAGCUUGCACUGUGUCAUAUCAUCUCCCUCCAGGACACAAGCCUGUGCAUCCCGCUGGCGAAGGACACGACCCCGGUAUCCAGUCAUUCAGGAAGUUCUACAAAUUCGCCGUAACCAACCCUCUGUCUGUUAAGACCAAGGUUCACGUACCGCGUGCACCGUCGGCAUUGCUUUCCUCUACGGAACGCGAGAAGGUCUUCCUCGAAGUGCACACACAGAACCUAACACCGGAUGCCAUGUGGCUCCAGAGGAUGCGCUUUGAGGCGGUCGAAGGAUGGAAUGUACAAGAUGUCAAUACAUUGCUCGCCCCACACAACAAAGACGGUGAAACAAUAUUCUCGGAUUCCAUGGCGCUCAUGCAGCCACAAGACACUCGGCAAUAUCUUUACAUUCUAUCACCAAAAGAGCUGUCCCCAUUUCCCGUUAACCACUCCCCUGGUUCUAUCAUACCUCUUGGCCGACUGGACAUCUCAUGGCGUUCCGCAUUUGGUGAACCUGGUCGCCUCUUGACAUCGAUGUUAUCUCGCCGUAUACCCCUCAUACAGGGAACAGGAUCCGGUCAAGCACCGGCACCCCCGCCCAAGCAACUUGUCUCCGCCUUGCCCCUGCAUCUUCAACGUUCAAACACCACGGCAAGCGGAGCUGGUACUCCGCCAAGAGUAGGUUCCCCUCAGCUUGGACAGCGUCCCAUGAGUCCGCCCACCACUGGGAGCGCACCUGCCCCAUACCGACCAGGAUCGCCUUUCCGUACGCGGAUUGGCGCAGGCUCCUUGUCCAACCUGCCACAGUCUCCAACUGUGGUCGCCGCUCCUCUGCCUAACCCGGCUGUGCGUAGAACAGAUGAGAUUGUUGAUGCCCACCUUGUCGUUGCAAGUAUAACGCGAGAUCAUAUAUGCUUGGAGAAGCCGUUUAAGAUCGGCUUCAUCGUCACCGUAUCAGCACCUGUAGCCUCUUCCGUCGUCGGACAACCUCGUAAACAGCGUGUCCUCUCGUUGGUAGUACAACACGUUCAGCCCGCCCGUCCCGUUACCGCUCCUGCUCCAGCCGCUCCAGCGCCCUCUACUAUCGACACAUGGUCACCACGAGUGCCGUCCUCCGGAUUUUCUACCCCUUCGCCGUACGACACCCCCCACAGAGGGGACUUCCCGGACACUCUAGCGCAAAGGUUGACGUAUGCCUCGCCACGAAAGACGGCGUCUGAUGUAGCGAGCGAUACCGACGCCGAGACAGACGGUGGCGAUCUAACUCCAGCUCCUCCGACAAGAGAAGAGCGUAUCACAGUCGUGCUUCCGCCGCCGUUUGCCGUCGCGGAUUCCUCUACCAAGGAUCAGCCGCGCCCCCAGGACGUCAGGUUCCUUGGCCCCUCCGCGGUCUUCCUGCCUCAACUACGCUUACUGGGUCUCCAGACUAGCGGGACCGACGAUCCGAGCACGCCAGGCCAUCGCCACAACCUGAGCGAGAGCAGCGUUGAAAGCGAAGCUGACAGUGAUAUGCACGAGACGCUCGUCCCCCGGCUCCCGCGCACACUGGGCUCACAAGACUUCGAGCUUGAGUUCGUGCCAUUGAAAGCAGGCUUUGCAACGGUAGGUGGGCUGCGUGUCAUGGUAAUAGAGGAUCGGGUCGUCGAGGGAGAGGAAGCGCAAGGGAGCGAACGGCUUAUUUGUUUGCCGGAGGCUAGGACUUUGAAGGAAUGGGAUGUGGUUGCAGAGGUGUGGGUAAAGUCGCGAGAGGACUGAGGUAGGGUUAGGUUGUUUAGGUGUGAGGAUAAUCCGUUGCACCCGUGUUAUAGGCACUCACCUGUUGCGUUCUAACAGAAUAUUUACUGGUAUUCCUGGAUGCAUUUUUUUGCCCUUAGGCUUUGAGUAAGCGCACGCAUAUACAACAAUGACUGAUCACUCAUCUGCGCAAAGUGCGAGUGCCAUUCUUGGGAUUCUGCGCAAGCUAGUUUCCCCACCAGACAGAUAUUGCUACCACGUCUGGUGCGUACUUAUCCUGAGGACCACGUAAAGGUCUGCGCAUGGCCAGAGGUCGAAUAACGACUAAUCGAUGUCUCUGCC